Messenger RNA from Guillardia theta CCMP2712, 968 nucleotides. RefSeq lists its product as hypothetical. The record is from RefSeq and is a predicted model, not a curated record. The transcript has 4 exons. The annotation marks the transcript as partial. NCBI's taxonomy places the organism in Eukaryota, Cryptophyceae, Pyrenomonadales, Geminigeraceae.
AGCGCCAAUGCAUACGUCGGCGCAACGGUGAAAGGAGGGACAGGGAGCAGAAGCGAGCAAGGAAAGAGAAUAACGAGAGAAGAGGAGCUUAAUUCGAUUGUAAACUUCCCAAGCCUAUCUUCACUUCAGCAGAAGAGCCUCUGCGAGGUCUUGUUCGGUAUCGGAAGCCACUUGAGCUGUACACCUGAAUUGCUUCAACCAUGGCCUUAAAGGCCAUGCACGGAGCUCUUAUCAUAAUUGCGAUCAUGUAUUGUUGUGUUGGUUCUAUUAAUGCAGACUUGACGGCGAGACUUGUGGAUGACUCUGAUAACAUGGCGAACAUUGUUGGGGCAAGGGAGACUCAAGAGUUGGUCGAUUACAAACUCCGUCAGGUUCAGGCCAAGCGAAAUGAGAUAGCAGAAAAGAAUGAGAAAGCUAAGAAAGUUGAAGAAGAAACAUACAAGGAGUAUGCCAAAGCCGCCCAGAAGGCAGCAGAAGCAGCCAAUUUAAAGAGACAUCUCAAGGAGAAGUUUGAAAUAGACUCUCAGAUUGUCUCAGAAAAGAAAGCUGUAGCAGACAAGGCGGAAAAGAUCGCAAAAGCAAUGGAAGCUUUGGCUGCCAAGGCCACAGGGGAAUUCAACGAGGCGAAAAAGACUAAAAUGACAGUGGGAGAAAAGUAUAAGACCUCAUUAGAGCUAGUGAAAACUACUUCAAGCGCCAAGAAAUCUGCGGAAGAGGCGAGAUUCUCGUCUGAGGAAGCUGCUCAAAAGACAGCAAAGGAGCUUUCUAGGGCUGACCAGGAAGUGAGAACCCUUCUCCAGAAACACACAAAGCUGGAGGAGAUCGCUCUGUCGGAGGAUAAGAAGCAAACGACUCGCCUUGCCGAUGCAUUCAAGCAGGAUGCUGCUCGCCAGAAGGCGUUCCGACAGGCCCUGGCAAAAGCGAGACUUGCGGAGAAGGCGCAAAGAAAGCAAGCUGAGCUGGAGAGG